AGGAACAGCGAGAACCUAAAUUACUGGAGUUCAAUCAUUCUAUCGUGCAUACAUAGUCCUCUAGAGGCCUCGAGUCGCCCUGUAAGAGCCGCGCCGCCCAGCAAGGCUGCACAACAUGGCGAGCCCCUGGCCGCAGGAGGUCGCAUGGCCUACCAAUCUCCACGAGCACGCAGCACACCUCACGAAGCAUCUGCAAGAAGCGCACAACCAUGUGAAUAGCAAUGGGGCUCGACCUCUACCCGCAGAGCAAGCACGCCUGAUCAUUCGGGGCACACUAUCAUUGCUCAUGAAAGUACACAAGACCCCUGACCUCACCACCCUUAAUAAACGCCAUGUAUACAGAGGCCAAAGCCGACGCGAAGAGCACCAUUGAAGCGAUCGAAGCAAUUAAACAAGAUGUAAAGAUGGCAAGGGACUCAAUUCAGAAAGGACUACAGAUGAGACAGGAAGCAGAAACGGCGGCACAGGAAGCAAAGACGGCAGCACAGGAGGAGGCAGCGAGCGCUGGCAAGGCGGCAGCAGGACUAGCAAAGGAGAUCAAACACAAGACACCGCAACAGGCCUCAAUACCACUAAGCUACGCGGCAGUGGCGGCCCGAGGGAUGCUAGCAGCGAGCAUACAUAGCCCACAGAAUGCAAAAACACCACCUGCCCAAACACAGCGCGAGAUCAUCGUGAAUAUCAGAAGUCCACAGACCAUUGAGAACCUACGCGCCAAGGGCCCUCGCCAUCUGAAGACCCACGUUGAGCAGGCCAUUGCCCAGAGCGAAAAUGAACUUAAAAACGACCACACAGGCUGAGAUGCAGGCCCUUCGACAGUUUGCUGACGACUGGACCCCCAGACUCGGCAGAGGCGCAUCAAUAAGGAGCCAGACAUACGGGGUCCUCGUACACGGCAUCCGGGUGAGAACGAUGGACGUGAGCGCGGA
This is a messenger RNA of Verruconis gallopava, 929 nucleotides long. RefSeq lists its product as uncharacterized. The record is from RefSeq and is a predicted model, not a curated record. The coding region runs from base 333 to 800 and encodes 155 amino acids. Lineage: Eukaryota; Fungi; Ascomycota; Dothideomycetes; Venturiales; Sympoventuriaceae. The transcript has a single exon.